AAUCUUGCUCAGACAAAAAGGAGGGGAACCGACAGCCGCUUGGCACCGGGCCGGUCCAGGUCCACCCCACCCGAGACAGAGACCAACCGCCGCUGCCCCAUCUCCGGAGUCCCGCUCCUAAAACCCCGCCAGCCAGCGGUGCCGCCGCCGGUGACAUGGACGACGGCGACACUCCCAGACGCAAAUCCGUCCCAGAUUGGCUGAACAGCCCGAUCUGGUCUGCGCCUCCGCCGUCUCCACGCCACAGCUCCCUUCCCCCCACGGCACCGUCCCCCCCUCAGCCGCCACCAUCUCCUCUGCCCCCUCCCCAGCCACGGCGGGAUCCGACUCCCAUCCCUCCUCCCAACGCCCCACGCGACGCCGAUGUUUCAGACGACGAAGGCAAGGGCGCGGGCGCCCCGUCGUGCGCCCACCUCGUCGCUGAGUUCAAAGUCGCGCUGGAUAGGAAGGUGGUGGAUCUGGCAGAGCUCCGGAGGCUCGCAUGCCAGGGCGUGCCCGACGCCGCUGGUAUUCGGCCCAUCGUCUGGAAGUUAGCAGCUUCUCUUGGGAUAUGUGCCAACUGAUCGUGCUCUAUGGCCGUAUGAACUGGAGAAAAAGAGGUCCCAAUACUGUGAUUUCAAAGAUGAACUUCUGGUUAAUCCUAUUCAUUAAUUUGUUUAUUUUGAGGAAGCCUUUUGUUCCUUUAUCCAACUCUGUAGUAAUACAUUUAUGCUCUGGUCAGUCAGAAGUUACUCGAAGAAUGGAGGAAAUGACAGCUUCUGAAAGAGAGGAACAUAAUGCUGAAGGCACCGGUGUGCUACCAAGGGCGGAAAUCGUUCGUGAUGAGCAUCCUCUAAGCCUUGGGAAAACUAGUGUUUGGAACCAAUACUUCCAGGAGUCUGAGAUUGUAGAGCAGAUUGAUAGAGAUGUUAAGCGCACUCAUCCGGAGAUGGAAUUUUUCAAUGGGGACUCUUCAGAUUCGCUGUCUAAUCAGGAGUCACUAAAGCGUAUACUUACAAUAUUUGCAAAAUUGAAUCCGGGUAUAAGAUAUGUACAAGGAAUGAAUGAGGUUUUGGCACCUCUCUAUUAUGUUUUCAAGAAUGACCCUGACCAAAGUCAAGCUGCUUUAGCAGAGCCAGAUGCCUUCUUCUGUUUUGUCGAGCUGCUUAGCGGGUUCCGAGACAACUUUUGCAAGCAACUUGACAACAGCGUGGUUGGCAUACGCUCCACAAUUACUACACUAUCACAGCUUCUGAGAAGACACGACGAGGAACUCUGGCGGCAUUUAGAAGUUGUAACCAAGGUCAAUCCACAGUUCUACGCAUUCAGAUGGAUCACCUUGCUGCUAACGCAGGAGUUCCAGUUCCGUGACUGCCUCAGCCUGUGGGACACACUGUUGGGCGACCCAGAGGGGCCUCAGGCUACGUUGUUGCGGGUCUGCUGCGCGAUGCUAAUUCUUGUCCGGAGAAGGCUCUUGGCUGGCGAUUUCACUGCGAAUCUCAAGCUUCUCCAGAACUACCCACCCACAAACAUCGACCACAUCCUACACAUUGCUAACAAGCUGCGAGGACCGCUUCCUUUCUGACCAGUUGGAUCCCUUGCGUACUUUGUUACCGUAUACGGUUUUGUGCUAGACUAUGUUUAUCCAGGGAAAGAAAGCUGCGUUAAGAACUCUUUUAAAAUGAACCUACAAAGCAACAGUUGGUUCUCGUGUAGUUUCCGUUCCGGCUUUAUGCCGGAAUCUGGAUGCCCGUGCGGCUUUGCUGUUUGUGAAUGUCGACUGAACGAGUGCCCUGCA
Messenger RNA from Zea mays, 1777 nucleotides. RefSeq lists its product as uncharacterized. The transcript is spliced from 9 exons. The record is from RefSeq and is a predicted model, not a curated record. Lineage: Eukaryota; Viridiplantae; Streptophyta; Magnoliopsida; Poales; Poaceae. Gene Ontology annotation, biological process: activation of GTPase activity; intracellular protein transport. Bases 482 to 1564 code for a protein of 360 amino acids. Gene Ontology annotation, molecular function: GTPase activator activity.